AUGGACGAAGAGGAGAAGGAGAAUUUUGAUGAAAGAGCUGAUACUUCGUUGUCGAAUUCCACGUUUAACACAACUACAAGCUCACAAAGGUGCUUUUUAAGCGAUCCCUCUGGAAAACAAUUCCAAAAAUCGUGUUAUUUUCAGAGUCGAAAAUCAGGAGGCUGAAAUUGAUGAGUGGGGAUUUUUGGACUUGAAAAAUUUGCAACUCACACAUUUGUCGAAAAAUCUGAUCUCGGAAUAUGCGAAAUGUCGAACUUUGGAUAUUAGUCAAAAUGAGUUUCGAUAUUUUAAUUAUUUCGAGUUUUUCAAGAAACUUGAAGUUUUGAAUGCAAGCGAUAAUAUGAUGCAGAAGUUUCAAGCGAUUCAUCAUGUGAAAUUGUGAGUUUUUUUUGGGAUGACGUGGCAAAAUUAGAGGGAUUUUUUGAAAAUUUCAAAAGUUUACUUUGUAGAUUUUAAGUUUCAAAAAAAAAACUGAACAAUUAUAAUUCCAUAGUUGUGACGUGGCAAUCUUUAUCUGAAGUUCAAGAUUUUAAAAAUUUAUAUUUUCAGAGCGGAAUCUUGAUUUUCCCACGUAAAUUAUUUCAUUUUAAGUUGAAAACACAAAAAGUUCCAGAAAAUCUCCAUUUUUUCUUGCCAAUUUUCGGACGUAGCCAAAGCCACGUCAUAAUUUCCCUCUUCCCACAUCAAAAUUUUGCAUUUUCUAGACGCGAAUUGAACUUGUCAAACAACCAACUAAAAUCUAUAACUGGAAUAAAUCGCUUCGAAAAUCUAACAAAACUCGAUGUUUCGUGUAAUUCUCUCGAACAAGAUUUCGCAUUGAAUUUUCCGAAUUUAUUGCAUUUGGACUUGUUUGGCAAUUCUUUAACCAAAAUUCCCGAUUUAUCGAAAUGCGAAAAAUUGCAGUUUUUGCAUUUGUCAGCGAAUAAAAUUGAAACUUUACAUGUAAGUUUUUCUGUGUUUUUAUAUUUAUUUGAAAAAUGCGUUUUUUGUAGAAUAUCUCUUCGCUAAUCUCAUUGGAAAUACUCGACAUCUCAUCAAAUAAUAUUAUUGAUCUCUCUGAAUUUUCGAAUCUCACACAUUUGAAAAAUCUCGAAUUCUUGUACACUUCAAACAAUCCUUGCAUCACCUCAACUCUUGCAUUUUUCGAUCCUCGAAUUUAUUUGAUCGCAGUUUGCGGUGAGAAAUUGGAACAAAUCGAUGGAUUGGAUAUUGAGGAUGAAGUGAGAACAAAUGGCGAAUGGUUGAGUAUUCAGGGACAAGUUCGACGAAUUCAACCAGGAAAUCAUGAGGAACUUUGUGAAAAGAUUGCCAAACAUUUUCCGGCUGAAGAAUUGGAGGCGCCAUUGACACCGGCUCAAUUGACUUGUAAAAAAGUGCUGAAAAAACGGAGAGAAAGUGAAAGUCAACAAACUAGCGAAAGAACUUCGGGCUCCGCUUAUUCACCAUUUCGAGAAUGGAAUGGGAAAAUGGACAAAUUGAAUGAAAGUAUCGAAAAAAUCAAUUUGAAGAGUAGCACACCAAAAAGGAUUACCAUGGGUUAGUCUUAAGUUUUAAUCUAAUUUAUUUAAAAAAAAUAUAUUUGGAAAAAAAUUCAGAAAAUCCGAGAAAACGGUUUUGGGUAAGUUCUGAUUGCUUGAUUUUCCCUUUUGUGUGAUUAACUUUUUUCACCACGACUUAUUUUUUAAAAUUACUUUCAAAUCUUUUUUUCCAGAAGAUGUUGCUCAUGCUAAGGAGCAAAGAGCCAAUAGCUCAAUGAGAAUUUGUUCACCAAAUCGUAGGAAGUCAACAGAUCCACCGAUGUAUCAGUGGAAUCAGGAGAAACAUCUACAAAGAACUGAUUCGACUGAUUCAACAUUGACUGUUGUUUUAUCAUCAGCGAGAGUUGAUCCAACACCAACACCGAUUAUGGAUUCGGAAAAAUCGAAUAGAAUUCCUAGUGUGGCGGAAGUUAUUGAAGAAAGUCCGAGAAAGAAUUCGGAGUUGGAACAAAGAGUUCGAGCACUUGAAGAACAAAUGAGAGAAAUGGCGAAACAAAAUCAGAAUUUGACAAAGAUGAAUGAGGAAUUGACGGAUUUCUUUAUGAAUUUUAUCAAGUCACAGACACCAACGCCGAAGAAUUUGAGUAUGAAAUUGCUCAAAGAGUCGAAUGAUACUUAUGUUGUGAAAUGGGAUUUACCCAUUGUUCAAGGUGAGGAUUUUGAGGGAUUUUGGAACUGGGCUAGAAAUCAUUCAUGAAAUCUCAUCUUUUUUGAGGCUAUGAAAUUUGGAUUGAUGGAAAAAGUUGCGGGAAAGUUGUUGGAAAAAAUAACACAGCCAGGAUCACGGAUUUGGAUGAAUAUAAGGAACACACUGUGCAAGUUAGGGUAAGUCACCCCCGUUUUUUAAUCUCCUAAAUUACUAUUUUAGGCGAUUUCAACGAGUGGGAACCUUGGCGAGUUAUCGGAAGUUUUGAAAAUCCCAGCCAGCAAAAAUUAA
Messenger RNA from Caenorhabditis angaria, 2475 nucleotides. The record is from the annotation of a GenBank genome assembly. NCBI's taxonomy places the organism in Eukaryota, Metazoa, Nematoda, Chromadorea, Rhabditida, Rhabditidae.